Choloepus didactylus (southern two-toed sloth) is the source of this 5501-nucleotide messenger RNA. It is a transcript of the gene B4GALNT3, whose product is annotated as beta-1,4-N-acetyl-galactosaminyltransferase 3. The transcript has 20 exons. Gene Ontology annotation, molecular function: acetylgalactosaminyltransferase activity. Gene Ontology annotation, cellular component: Golgi cisterna membrane. The record is from RefSeq and is a predicted model, not a curated record. Lineage: Eukaryota; Metazoa; Chordata; Mammalia; Pilosa; Megalonychidae. The coding region runs from base 415 to 3417 and encodes 1000 amino acids.
AGCGGGCAGGCUGGCACCCCGGGAAUCCUUCUUUUGGGGCCGCGUGUAAAAAAGCGAGCGAACCGGCGGGCGACGCGCGAGGAGGGAGGGAGCAGCGAGCUGCGGCGAGGAGAGGCGUGGAGAGAAGAGGCGAGCGCGGAGCCGAGCGGAGGACACCGGGGAGGAGGGACCGGGCUCGGCUCCUGGAGACAGAGCGGCUUGAGAGGCGGCGAGAGGCGCCCGAGGGGCCCCCCGGCGCACGGAGCAUGAGCCGGCGCCCCGCGGGAGAGCGGCCGGGGGCCACGGCCUCGGCGCAGCCCUGAGACACUGGGCUGGGGCUGGGACUCGGGGCGCCCGGGGCGCGGGGCCCGGCCGGGGGGCGGGGGCCGGCGGGGGAGCAGCCCGGGCUGGCGGCGGCCGCCGCGGCGCAGCGCCAUGGGGAGCCCCCGGGCCGCGCUGCUCCCGCUGCUCGUGCGCCCGGUCAGGCUGCUGCGGAGGCGCUUCCGGCUGCUGCUGGCGCUCGCCCUGGUGUCCGUGGGGCUCUGGACUCUUUAUCUGGAACUGGUAGCGUCGGCCCAGAUCGGCGGGAACCCCCUGAACCGGAGGUAUGGCAGCUGGAGAGAACUGGCCAAGGCUCUGGCCAGCAGGAACAUUCCGGCUGUGGAUCCAAAUCUCCAGUUCUACAGACCCCAGGGGCUGGGCCUCAGGGACCAAGAAACUGACCGAGAUCGGAGCAGUAACAGCAGCUACUUGCAGUGGAACAAGCCUGUCCCCUGGCUCUCAGAGUUCCGGGGCCGCGCCAACCUGCAUGUGUUUGAAGACUGGUGUGGCAGUUCCAUCCAGCAGCUCAGGAGGAACCUCCACUUCCCACUGUACCCCCACAUCCGCACAACCCUGAGGAAGCUGGCCGUGUCCCCCAGAUGGACCAACUAUGGCCUCCGCAUUUUUGGCUACCUGCACCCCUUCACCGAUGGGAAGAUCCAGUUUGCUAUUGCUGCAGAUGACAACGCUGAGUUCUGGCUGAGCUGUGAUGAGCAGGUCUCAGGGCUUCAGCUGCUGGCCAGUGUGGGCAAGACUGGAAAGGAAUGGACUGCCCCUGGAGAGUUUGGGAAAUUUCGGAGUCAGAUUUCCAAGCCAGUGAGCCUGUCAGCUGCCCGCAGGUACUACUUCGAGGUGCUGCACAAGCAGAAUGAUGAAGGCACGGAUCAUGUGGAAGUCGCGUGGCGACGGAAUGACCCUGCAGCCAAGUUCACCAUCAUUGACUCUGCUUCCCUGUCCCUCUUCACAAAUGAGACGAUCCUAAGGAUGGAUGAAGUGAGCCACAUCCCACAGACGGCGGCCAGCCACGUGGGCUCCCCAGACGCUCUGCCCAGAGAUGAGCCGCCCCCCGCCGACAUGCUGCAGCCUGACCCCCGGGACUCCCUCUAUCACCUGCCUCUGAUCCCCAAGUCCCAUCUCCGCCAUGUCCUGCCCGAUUGUCCCUACAAACCCAGCUACCUGGUGGAUGGGCUCCCCCUGCAGCGCUACCAGGGGCUCCGCUUUGUUCAUCUGUCUUUUGUGUAUCCCAAUGACUACACACGCCUGAGCCACAUGGAGACCCAUAACAAAUGCUUCUACCAAGAAAGCACCUACUACCAGGACAGGUUCAGCUUUCAGGAGUACAUCAAGAUUGACCAGCCCGAGCAGCAGGGGCCGGAGCAGCCAGGUCUUGAGAAGGGUCUGCUCGAAGAAUCCCAGUAUGGAGAAGUGGCAGAGGAGUCUCCCAUCCCCCAUGACCAGAGCUCCAGGGUGCUAGAGGGAAAACAAGUGCCUACAUUGACCACGAAGCAGGAGGUCACCGACCACCGUCUCCGGAGCCUGCGGAAGCUACUGGCUCAGCCCCGGGACUCCCUGCUGACCCACUUCUCCAAGCAGAACUCCACAGCAUCCUCCCCAGUAAAGAGCAGUGACAUCCCAGCCCAGCAGCCAAAGAGGAGAGAGAGAAAACCCAGCCCUGAGCCCGGCCAAGAUCUACUUCAUUCUGACCAGUGGCCCCCUCGGCACCUGGCAGGGAACCAGCCUCAAAUUAAGAGUCAGGGACCCACUGGUGACAGCCCCAGGAAGACUCUGGAGCAGUCCCAGUGGCUGAAUCAAGUAGAGUCGUACAUUGCAGAGCAGAGAAGGGGUGAUAGGAGGGACCCUCAGAUCCCCACGAGGGACUGGCCUGAGGAAGAUGAGAUGAUGGUAGCUGCAGGCCAGGAAGGACAGGUGGAGGGAGAAGAAGAGGAGGAAGAAGAGGAAGAGGAAGAGGAUAUGGGCGAGGUAUUUGAAUAUGUGUCCAUGUUUGACCCGGUGGUAAACUGGGAGCAGACCUUCAGUGCCCGGAACCUCGACUUCCAAGCCCAGCGGACUGACUGGAUUGACCUGAACUGCAACACGUCUGGCAACCUGCUGCUUCCCGAGCAGGAGGCUCUUGAGGUCACGCAGGUCUUCUUGAAGAAGCUCAACCAGAGGAGCCGGGGGAGGUACCAGCUCCAGCGUAUUGUGAACGUGGAGAAGCGGCAGGACCAGCUGCGUGGGGGCCGCUACCUCCUGGAGCUUGAGCUACUGGAGCAGGGCCGGCGCCUGGUACGGCUCUCGGAGUACGUGUCCACACGAGGCUGGCAGGGCAUCGAUCGAGCGGACAGGGAGGAGACCGAGGCCCGGAACCUGCAGGGCUUGGUAUGGAGCCCACACGACCACCAGAGACAUGUCCUGAGCACCCAGGCCUCGGAGCCAAAGCUGUGCUGGCCCCUGGGCUUCUCCUGGAAUCACCGAGCCGUGGUCCACUUCAUUGUGCCCGUGAAGAACCAGGCGCGCUGGGUGCAGCAAUUCAUCAGGGACAUGGAAAAGCUGUCCCAGGUCACCGGUGAUCCGCACUUCAACAUCGUCAUCACUGACUACAGCAGUGAGGACAUGGAUGUUGAGAUGGCACUGAAGAGGUCCCGGCUGCGCAGCUACCAGUACAGGAAGCUAAGUGGGAACUUCGAGCGCUCGGCUGGGCUUCAGGCUGGCAUAGACCUGGUGAAGGACCCCCACAGCAUCAUCUUCCUCUGUGACCUCCACAUCCACUUCCCAGCUGGAGUCAUCGAUACCAUCCGGAAGCACUGCGUGGAGGGCAAGAUGGCCUUUGCCCCCAUGGUGAUGAGGCUGCAUUGUGGGGCCACCCCCCAGUGGCCCGAGGGCUACUGGGAGGUGAACGGCUUCGGCCUGCUCGGCAUCUACAAGUCAGACCUGGACAGGAUCGGAGGCAUGAACACCAAGGAGUUCCGAGACCGCUGGGGCGGGGAGGACUGGGAGCUGCUGGACAGGAUCCUCCAAGCAGGCCUGGAAGUGGAACGUCUCUCCCUCAGGAAUUUCUUCCACCACUUCCAUUCCAAGCGAGGCAUGUGGAGCCGCCGCCAGAUGAGGAUGCCGUGAUCCGGGGGGCCACCCGCCACAACCACCACGUCCCCCCUGCCCUGCAGUGGCUCCCCUCACCCCCCGGGUUGAGGCUGGAGGAGGGGAGGCAAGGGAACCAGACGUGAUGGCUGGGCCCCGAGAGGCCUCGGAGCCGAUACCCCCCUCCACUGGGAGCUGCCUCUCAGGGGUGCGGGCGCCAAGACUCCCUCUCCACCCGCUGGGCCUCCGGACGGAAGGACUUUGGGAGAGGGGCCAAGGAGACGGAGCAACUCCUGAGAAGGAUGGGGAGUUCAGUCAAGGAGGGGAAGACCGCCCAACAAUACCACCCCGCUCCACGAAGGCACCACCAGCACCCCAGGGAGGAUCAGCCACAUACGGGAAACUCUUCUAUUGGGCAGUUUUAUUGGGGUUUUUCUUUUUAUUUUUUGACAGAAAACCCAAACUGUAACUGCCUAGUUGCUGGCAGACCCAGACUGCCUGUUGGGGGGAUGCAGCUGUGCAAGUAGGAGCUCCCCGCUCCAUUGCGUACCUCAGGCCCACCCCUGUAUAGAGUGUGGCCCUCAGGCCUGGCCCCGGCAGCUGAUUUAAACCAGAGAGGCUGGCUCUCCCCAGGCUUGUGCCUUCCAGAGACACAUGCAUCUCUCCCGGGUAGCCAUGACCUGCUGGCCACCAAUGAAACCUUACCAUCCAGGAGGAGCUAAGUUCAGACUGACUCGAAGCAAGAACUGACAUCAUCUUCCUGGUGCAGCUGGGGUUGUUGGGAGAUGGGAACUGGUGGGCAGUGGGCUCUUCAUGCCCCAAGGGAGGUGAAGAAGGGAAGGGGGAAGGAAAGCGCCUCUCCCUUCCCACUCUCUGGGAGUGAGCAUAAGAAGAAAGCAGAUGUGGAAAAGGAUCCAUCAACUUCCCUUAGAUGAGAGCAGGGAUGGGGGCAGGCGGGGAAGGGUGGAAGGGAAGCGGAAAGCCAGUUGGGUCUUCACAGUCCAACAUUUCUAUGGACUUGUCCAAGCCAGGACAGCCCGGCCACCCAGCAGGGCUGGUGUUAGAAGCAGCGCUGGGUCUGGGCCUUGAGCUGAAGAAAAGGAAGGGGUUUCGGUGAAACCUGAACUGUGAAAUGGGGAGCAGGGCAGGAAUGGGGACAGGGUGAGAGGUUUGGGAAGAUGGUGACUUCUUCCUGAGAUAUCUUCCCUAGGUGGAAAGGAGCAGGGGGCAAGAAGAAACGGAAAGUGAAGCAGUUUCAGGGAAUAUAGUAGUUCUUGGCCUUUUCAGCCUACUGCCACCCUCCCCCAUCUGAUUAUCUCCUACUUAGCUUGCACUAAUGGUCCCGGAUCCCUUGUGGCUGGGGACUUUUCUACUGCUGCUGCUGCCCCCGCUGCUGCUGAGUUCAUCAAUGGUGCAUUGGAUGCUGGAUCUUGAACUCCAGUGUCUGUUUAGGGGGGUGAGCACAGGCCUCCCUGCUGUGGGGAAUGGCUUCUGGGGGUGCAGCAGGGCCCAGAAGUCCACUCAGCUGAGCCCAAGCUCCAUGCUGUGACAGAGCCCAAAUCACAGUGUUUGGAGCUGCUGAUCUACCUAAUGGGCUCUUUACUCAAUAAGAGCCUGAGCUUGGUAGGAGGGAGAAUGAGCCAGUUGAGAACCUUCUAGAGGUUGGGGAGAAUCCCUGCCUCCCUCUACAGAAUCAGGAAGGACUAAGACUUUUCAAUUAAUAAGUUGUAACUGAUGGAGGCCUUACUAGCCCCCUGAGUUAUAGCAUUUUGUGGUCUCUGCUCAGGCCUGCUGCCUUCUGGAAAGUAGGCUAAGGCUUCCCUUGGCCAGGUGGGGUGCCAGGUUUCUUUCUGGGCCACUCUCAUCCUUGGGCCUCACAUGGGAAGGCUUGAAACAGCCCAAACAGCCCUUCUGCUUCACUUCUCCUCCUGAUGACCAGGAACCAGCCCACCCUUCCCACUGCCCUGCCCACCACCCCCUCCAUACCUGGUCAGUGCCUUGUGCUUGCUGUUUGUUACCUCUACACCAUCUGCCUUAGGGGGAGGGCCGACAUGACCCCUACUCCAUAGGGGAAUGUCUUGGGUGGGGGGAGGGAAUGGGAUGGUGGGAGGGAAAGCAUUAAA